Messenger RNA from Vigna radiata var. radiata (mung bean), 588 nucleotides. Its product is annotated as loricrin-like. The transcript has 2 exons. The record is from RefSeq and is a predicted model, not a curated record. Bases 1 to 588 code for a protein of 195 amino acids. NCBI's taxonomy places the organism in Eukaryota, Viridiplantae, Streptophyta, Magnoliopsida, Fabales, Fabaceae.
AUGGUGGUGGCAGUGGUUUUGGUGUUGGGGGUAGUGGUGGUGGUGGUUGCUGAGGCUGGUGGUGGUAGUGGCGACGGCGGCAAUGACGGUGACAAUUAUGGUGGUGGUGGUUGUGGUGGUGGUGGUAGCGGUUGUGUUGGCGGCGGCAGUGACAAUGGUAGUGGUGGUGGUUGUAGUGGUGGUGGUGGUGGUGGGGGUGGUUGUGGUGUUUGUGGUGGUUGUGGUGGUGGUGGUAGCGGUUGUGUUGGCGGCGGCAGUGACAAUGGUAGUGGUGGUGGUUGUAGUGGUGGUGGUGGUGGUGGGGGUGGUUGUGGUGUUUGUGGUGGUUGUGGUGGUGGUUGUGGUGGCUGUUGCGGUGAUGGUGGAUGCUAUGAACUUAUGGCUGACAAUGAAGAAGCACAUGAUACACAUGUUGAUGCUAUUCAGGAACUGUCAAUGAUUCAAAAUAACGUGAUUACACAGCAGUUGGAGGAAGUGACAAGAAGACUUGCUGAGUUAUCACAGACAGUUAUAGAAACUUCAAAGGCCCCACAAAUGUUUCAUUUAAACCCUAUUCAGAGAAGUACAAAAUCCGAAGAAACUUUCUAG